This is a messenger RNA of Pararge aegeria (speckled wood butterfly), 3709 nucleotides long. Its product is annotated as fatty acyl-CoA reductase wat-like. Gene Ontology annotation, biological process: long-chain fatty-acyl-CoA metabolic process. The transcript is spliced from 14 exons. Bases 475 to 2166 code for a protein of 563 amino acids. The record is from RefSeq and is a predicted model, not a curated record. Gene Ontology annotation, cellular component: peroxisome. Gene Ontology annotation, molecular function: alcohol-forming very long-chain fatty acyl-CoA reductase (NADP+) activity. NCBI's taxonomy places the organism in Eukaryota, Metazoa, Arthropoda, Insecta, Lepidoptera, Nymphalidae.
UGACCUACCUUCCACCACCGACAGAAGAAGGGGGGAAUAAUACAAUUUAUUAUUAUGCGAACGCUUUCAGAUAAUUUCUACGCAGAUGCACAUCAACUUUCUAUUUGACGACUCGUGCCCGUCAUUUCGGAUCGAGCAUCACGAAUUCGCGCCAAAAGGACCCAUCGUGUAACCUAAAAAUCGUCAAGAAAUUCGACCAUUCUUUGCAUAAUAUACAACUUGAGUGCCCAACGGCAAUUUUUAUGUAAUAUGCUGUAAUAAACGAUUAUAUAACAAUCAUUUUGGCCUCAUAUUUUGGUGGUUUGCAAUAGUCUACAAUCUGCCAUGGCGAUGACCGUUUGGCUUUCAAUUUGAUAGUGGUGGUUUUUUUUUUAAAUCUUGUGAGUGUUAGUGUUUUUUUUUAAAUAUUGUGGCAGUGACUUUCAGGAAUUAUUUAGACAUGACAUCAAGAUAGUGAAAAUAAAAAAAACCAAGAUGGCUGCCGCAGACCACAGCGCUGUGCCGAUCAUCAAAAGAAACCACUUGAAAAAUUUGAAAACCAUAGAAAAAUGUAGCGAGAAUGGUACAGUGACUAUCGAUAAAAACUCCGACGCCGACAAUUAUUGUCUAGAGUGCAAUAAUAUGGACAAAAUAGACAAAAUUGGCUUAGAUGUUAACAUGAAUAAAGCGAACAGACUAUCGGAGAUACAAGAGUUCUAUAACGGGAAGAACGUGUUAAUUACAGGGGCAACAGGGUUCCUCGGUAAAAUAUUAGUGGAAAAACUGCUACGAUGCUGCCCGGGCGUGGAGAACCUCUACCUGCUGGUGCGACAAAAACGUGGGAAGGACAUCUACACGAGGAUUGAAGAAGUUUUCGAUGACCCGGUUUUCAGCCGUCUCAAAGAAGAAGUACCAAAGUUCCGACACAAAAUAGUCGCCAUACCGGCGGACUGCGAGGCCGCGGGUUUAGGACUCACCAUUAGUGAUAGGCAGACUCUUAUCGAAAAGGUCAACAUAAUCUUCCAUUCAGCCGCUACUGUUAAGUUCGACGAGCAUUUACGCGCGGCGCUGGUGACGAAUGUGCGGGCACCGCUGUACUUAUUGCAACUGGCCAAAGAUAUUAAGGAAUUAAAGGUGUUCAUGCACAUAUCGACGGCGUACUCCAACUCGCACCUGUACCGCAUCGAGGAGAAGUUCUAUCCCUGCGAGGGUGACAGUGAUAAGCUUCAACGGAUGAUCGACAAAUUGACGGAUGAACAGAUCAACGACGUGCUUCCCACUAUUCUAGGUAAAUGGCCUAACACCUACACAUUUACAAAGGCUUUAGCGGAGAAUGAAUUGAGACUGAAUGCGGGCAACGUACCUCUGGGUAUCUUCCGACCGGCAAUAGUGACGUCAACCGUAAAGGAGCCGCUAAAGUGUUGGUUGGAUAACAUGUACGGCCCGACUGGAGUUGCUGUGGGUGCCGUAACGGGUAUGCUUCGGACGCUACAGUGUGACGAGUCAGUGACUGCGGACCUGGUGCCCGUGGACUCAGUGGUCAAUGGCCUCAUGGUGGCCGCUCACAACGUCCACAAUCAGUAUAAAAGCAGUCCUCCCGCGGAGCCGCCUAUCUUCAACUUCGUGAGCUCGGUGGAGAACAGAAUCACGUGGGGCGACUUCACCGCGCUCAACAUGGCCAGAAUUGACAAACACCCCUUCUCGAAUGCUGUAUGGUACUUCUCCCUCCAAUUAAAUAAGUCUGCGCUGAUGAACCGGAUCUGCAUACUGUUCCUUCAUUUACUGCCGGCAGCUCUCGUCGACGGACUCGCCAUGUGCAUUGGAAAGAAACCCAAGAUGUUAAAGGUGUACCGCAAAAUCCACAAGUUCUCAUCAGUGAUCAGCUACUUCUGCACGCAUGAGAUCGCGUUUUGCAACCAAAGAACGCGCGGGCUUUGGGAAAACACUUCCGACCUAGACAAACAGAUAUUCCCGUUCAGCAUGAGUGAGGUGAACUGGAGCUCGUAUUUCGACGACUAUCUCGCGGGCAUCCGCCGAUACCUGUUCAAGGACACCGACGAUACUCUGCCACAGGCGAGGAUUAAGUGGAAAAGAUUAUACUAUCUUCACCAGAUAGUCCGGAUUCUUUUCGUUGUCCUCAUGUUCUACGCUCUGUGGUCGGUUUUAAGACGCAUUUUUUUAAAUUAAGAAACUAAAAUUUAGUAACCUUCAUUGAUUUUAGUUACAUUUGUACGCAAACAUCAAACUAAAUCAUUAAGCUUCAUUUGCUAUAAUCCGUGGAAAGUGGAAAUGACGAAAAGUUGUAAAUUAUUAAUUACGGAAAUUUAUAAUCUGGUCAAUCUUUAAACUCCACACCAAACAGAUCUUUCAACAUGUACAUACUCUCGCACCUUUUGCUCCGACAUCAUCAGGAGUCACAAAAGACAUUGACUGUACAAUGAACAACUGUUAAGUGAAAAAUUCGCUAAAGCAGUCGCGUUUUAUACCUUUUCAACAUCCUAAAAUUAAUGCUUAGCUUCUAUCAAAUAUUUUAAAAUAAUUUUUAUUUGGAUUCCAAACAAUCUUUUUGAAAAAGGUGGAAUCCUUUGUCAAAAAGAUAAUUAAAUAAUUUAGUUAUGGCUUUGUGUACAUUUGGAUUAUAAUAGUAAAAACAGCAUUAUAGUGUAAGUACCUGACAGAUCUUUAAUCGCUAUUUUAAUCUUAAGCCCACUUGUGCCCAUAAUUUUAAAGUCGUUAAAUUAAUGUCAAUAUUUAAAGAUCUUGUAAGAAAUUGUCAAUAUGACGACACAAGAUUGUAUUUUGACAGCUGUCAUUCAUCUAUUCGAAGUAAUUUAAAAUCAAGCUCAACCUAGAUCUAGUAUGACCUGAGCCUAGAAAUCUGGUUCUUUUAAUCGAUUACCGUGAUACAUUUUGUGUUAAUGUUAGAGGUUUAUAGUCUAAAGAUAUUCCUUGAAAACGAAAUCUUAUCAGACUGCCUGAACCGAUUAUUUAAAUACUAAUUGAUUUUUCUGACCACCAAUAAAUGUAGCAGAUACUUUUUCAAAAGUUUCAAAAACAUUUGCAUGAAUUGCAUAUUUAUCAAAAACUAGAAUAUAUUUUAGUUAUAGCGGAUAUUAAAUAGCAUCCAGAAAACAUUUUACGUGGUUUCAGCCCUCUUCAUAUUUGAGUUGAAGAUGGUUUAAAUCCCAAAAAGUACUUACGAGCUUAAGAUUUUUAUACCUGUACAAAUAAAAAACGAAUGAAGAUGCGAUUUGUCUAUGCUCGCUGCAAUAAUUUUAAUUUAAAAUCAAGGCAAUAAUGGAGUCGUAUGUGUUACCCUGUGUGAUAAUCACACUCAUGAUUGCUGUCUAGCAAUCUAGUCACUUAUUGUAACGGUAAUCUCGCUCAUGUUUGGGAUUAUUACAACUCUGAUAGCUACAGUCACACCCGUGAUUGAAAUGCCACGAUUGCGUUAAUCAAACUAACGACAAGAUGAUCAAAUUCAUGACUGACACUCGUCUUGAUUACUCAUGGUUGAAACCUGUCAAUAAAAAUCCAUGACUGAAAGCUGGCAACAAAAUUAUAAUACCUGACAGGUAUAUUUAAUCUGAGCGUUAUUUAGCACUUAAUUAACUUUAGUAUUAUGUACAGGUGACUAGAUAAGCUGUGUUAAAACAUUUUGUACAACUGUUUAUUACACUUUAUGUUUAUAAAAAUAUUUUAUAAUGUUAUGUACUAAAUAAAAACGGGA